AUUAUAGGUAUACUUAACACGAGAAAAAUCAUCUCCUCGAAACUACGAUUCUUGGCUGUGUGGAGGGGUGAUCGUAAGUAGUUGGUAUAUCCUGACCUCCGCGGCGUGCGCCGAAGAUGUACAGAAUAUGUACGCGAUUUCCGGCUACAACAAAUAUGUAAAGGAUUCCGAAAUAGACACUAACACUUGUACGAAACAUAUGAAGAAGAGAAUUGUUUAUACUUGCUUACCCGAAGCUUAUGGACUAGUUUACGAUCAACUGGAAGAAUGGUCCAAGCUCGACAUAGCACUGGUUAAAGUCGACCAGAAGUACAAAUUCAAGGACAGAUCGUACAUACAGUAUUGUGCGUAUAUGCCAACGAAAAUUAAUGUCAACUUCGAUAUUAAGUUCGAAGAAGCUGGAAGAAAGGCCAUUAUGUUGGGUUGGGGCCACGUCAUUAAAUGGCGAGAGAUCGAGGAUAAAACCGAUUACAACCAGAAUACACUUCGUUACGCUUCGACUACGAUAUUUUCAAAGAAAGAAUGCAAAAAUUAUUUUGAUAAACCUAACCUAACUGAUCUUAUAGAUAAUUUCAUGAUCUGCACGUACGAGCCAGGUGACCUCGAUGACAAAGGUCAAGUUAAGCGUUACCGACGAAAACAUAUUAUUAAUUUAAACGACACAACUGAAACUGCAAAGAGAACUGUCGAAACAGACGAGACAAAAGUAUUUCAAGGUCAAGACAAUAUAACUUCUAGCUCAAUGAUGUUUAACGCAACUCGUAGACAAGGAAUAUGCCAGAACGACCACGGCGGUCCUCUUAUAAGUUGGGUGGAGGGCGCGGAGUACAUCAUCGGCGUGGCCUCAGUGUUCAGAGUGAAUAGCAAGUCAGAGUGCAUAGGCCCUUAUCUCUUCACGAGUACCGCUCGCAACAGGAUUUUUAUUGAUUGCGUUCUUAAUGAGAAAAACCCUGCUCAAAAUGAGAAAGUACAGAAAAGACCUCAGAUUCCAAUCAGCAACUAUAGAGGGUAA
Messenger RNA from Vanessa tameamea, 1012 nucleotides. RefSeq lists its product as uncharacterized. The record is from RefSeq and is a predicted model, not a curated record. Lineage: Eukaryota; Metazoa; Arthropoda; Insecta; Lepidoptera; Nymphalidae. The transcript has 6 exons. Bases 128 to 1012 code for a protein of 294 amino acids.